GCGCGUUCACGGGAGUUUGCGAGGGAGGAGGGAAGGGAAGAACGCAAGCGGUGAGGAGUUUUUAAUGUCCGCCAUGUUGUGAAUGGCGCACUGAGGCAGCGAGAGAAAACACACACACACGCCUCUGCUUCUCCUCGCUGGAGCUCUUCUAGUCCAUUAUUUUUUCUCAUUCUCCAACUCCAUCCACCCUCCUCCAUGAGAUCUGUGGCGGUUUUAUGGGUGAUUGUGAGGGGAUCGGACAGAUUUAUAGAGUAAAAUGAGUAAACUGUCGUUCAGGGCGCGGGCGCUGGACGCUCUCAAACCGCUGCCCGUUUUCCGCUGCGAGGAUCUGCCAGACCUGCACGAGUACGCGUCCAUCAACCGCGCCGUGCCGCAGAUGCCCACCGGCAUGGAGAAGGACGAGGAAUCGGAACACCAUCUCCAGAGGGCGAUUUCUGCCCAGCAGGUGUACGGAGAGAAGAGGGAUAACAUGGUGAUUCCCGUCCCAGAGGCCGAGAGCAACAUCACCUACUAUGACUCGCUCUACCCCGGAGAUUUCAGGAUGCCAAAGCAGCUCAUUCACAUACAGCCUUUCAGUCUAGAUACGGAGCAGCCGGACUACGAUCUGGACUCUGAGGAUGAGGUUUUUGUGAAUAAGCUGAAAAAGAAACUGGAGGUGGAGGCCCUGCAGUUCGAGGAGAUGAUUGACAGAUUGGAGAAAGGCAGCGGACAGCAGCUGGUGACCCUACAGGAAGCAAAGCUGUUACUGAAGGAGGACGAUGAUCUGAUAAGGGAGGUGUUUGAGUACUGGAGCAGGAAGAGGAAACUGUGUAAAAACGGAUCCCUCAUCCCAACCAUCAAGCAGGAAAAGCGGGACGUUUCCAGCACCAAUGACCCCUAUGUGGCCUUCAGGCGCAGGACUGAGAAGAUGCAGACGAGAAAGAACCGUAAGAAUGACGAGGCGUCCUAUGAGAAGAUGCUCAAACUAAGAAGGGACCUGAGUCGAGCCGUCACCGUCCUGGAGAUGAUCAAGAAACGAGAAAAGAGCAAACGAGAACUGCUUCAUCUCACACUGGAGAUUGUGGAGAAGAGGAACGCCAUGCCAGACUUUGGUUUAGAGGUGAUGGCAGAAGCACUAGCUAUGGCAAAACCUGUUUACAAGAUUCCCAUAAUACCCUUCUCCAGCAGCAGUCAGUACCUCCACCAGGACCACAUAGACUUCAAAGACUACAAGACCAAGCCUGAAAAGACAGAGGUGGUCAGAACAAAGAGGAAGUACGAGAAAAGGCCCAAAAUCCUGCCUCUCUCCGCCCCAUUGCAUACUGGCCCCUCCCUGUUUAACCCCAAAGACCUCAACCAGUACGACUUCCCCAGCUCUGAUGAUGAGCCCUUUUCACAGAUACAUUCUGGGUCAUCAGAGGCCGAGGAAGAGAACGAGCCCGAUGGAGCGUUUGCCUUCAGGCGGAAAGCAGGAUGUGUUUAUCAUGCUCCCCGUUUGGAUCACAGCGGCGACUGGCCCUGGUCUGGAGAAACAGACGGAGGGUCAUGUGACCCGCGGUUUCGGUACUCCCUCACCACUCUCACCAUUCCCCGCCGCUGUGUCGGGUUGGCACGACGACGGGUGGGACGGGGCGGCAGGUUACUUCUGGACCGGGCCUAUUCGAAUUUAAAUGGUUUAUUCCAAAGUCUGGACUCCGAGUCAGAGCCGGACUUCUCCUUCCCUGCUUCUCCUCUCCAUCCGGAAACCACUUCCCAGACCGUUACCUCAUCCUCUUCUUCCUCUCAUACCACGUAUUCAGACCUGAGGCAGAUCCUCCGAAACAUCAAAGCUUGCCGCUGGAGGCACUUUAAACCACGGACACUAACCAGCCAAUCAGGCGCAGGGGAUGCGCUGUCACGGAGAUUGUUUAGGGGGUUGGUGAGGGGCGGCGCAGGGCCGGGUGGCAGUACGCUGGGCAGAACAGCAGGCGCGGGACCACCCGCAGUAGCGUUCACGGCUGAGCAGUAUCAGCAGCAUCAAGAACAGUUGGCCCUUAUGCAGAAACAGCAGCUGGAGCAGAUACAACAACAGGCCAAUGAUACAGGCUCGAGUCAGUCUCUUGUGUCCAAGACGUUGGACUCAGUCAGUGCCCAGUUUGCUGCCUCUGCACUCGUGACCUCUGACCAGCUUUUGACCCUAAAGGUCAAAGAGGACGGCGUAGGAGGUGGAGUCAACGGAGUCGUCCAAGCUUCAGGAGUUUACAAGGGAUUGAGCAUCUCUGCCACAUCCUCUGCUUCGGUCCUCACUAGCCAACCAACACCGACCGCUGCCCCGCCCGCCUUCCUGUCCUCCACUAGCAACUCCAACACAAGCUCCGCCCACACGGUCCACAACCCUAUAGGUAACCACAGUAACAACACAGCCAACUCCACCUCUCAGGUCCUGAUCAGCAACAACCUACGUCUCAGCGUCACCACACCCUCUAUCGCCAGUCUAAAUGCCCGUCACCUUCCCAGAAGUCUCAGCAAUGUGCCACCCGCUGCCUUGAAGCUCGCUGCCGCCAGCAACUGUCAGCUCCCCAAAGUCAACACUGGGGAGCAUCACGAGCAGGAAAAGCAGUCCCUCAACAGUAUAGCGGAGAACACAGUGGCCAUGGAGGUGACGUAGUGACCGCUGCCUGGGCGUCGUUCUUUUUUCCCGCCCAGUCCAGUCUUCUGGUGCUGUGCACCAAUUGGGUUCGGAGAAGCAAAAGGACAGCGGGUUUCCGACUGUCUGGUUCUGGUUUCCGGUUCUGUCUGAACGUGACACAAAUUUUCAUCUCUUUAUUUUCGCCCCUUUUUCAUUUUUUUUUUUUUUUUAAUACUUUGUUUCUGUAAAGAAAAGUUGUGUAAAUUAUGAUUAUGGCUAAUAUUCGAUGUACAGAAACUACAUAUUUGUAAAAGCCCGCCACCACCUUGUAUAUAUGCUACUUGAAUACAGAACUGUUGAGUUGAUGUUUUGCACUUGGGGAAUCAAAAAAAAGUAAAAAGCGAAUGAAGGGGGAGUGUGUGAGGUAAACGUGAGUGUGUGAAGAGUCAUGUGCAUGGUGAGGAAACCUGCUGUUCUACCUAUUUAUUGUGCUGUGUUUACAAUUAUUAGUUUUUUUUUAAUGUUGGUUAUUUUCUUUUAUUUCAUACACUGUGUCCCUCAGUUGUUUCCUGUGGUGUUCUAAGUGUUUAGGUAGCUGGCAAUUCCUACAUUUCCCCGUUUUCAAGUUUGACUGAUUCACUCUGUGAAUCAGAUUGAACGUUAAUGGAAUCAUGCA
Molecule: messenger RNA, 3263 nt
Organism: Sinocyclocheilus rhinocerous
Lineage: Eukaryota; Metazoa; Chordata; Actinopteri; Cypriniformes; Cyprinidae
Product: enhancer of polycomb homolog 1-like
Exons: 14
Coding region: 257-2626 (789 amino acids)
Biological process (GO): regulation of transcription by RNA polymerase II
Cellular component (GO): NuA4 histone acetyltransferase complex
Source: RefSeq, a predicted model, not a curated record